Myripristis murdjan (pinecone soldierfish) is the source of this 6446-nucleotide messenger RNA. RefSeq names its product phosphodiesterase 4A, cAMP-specific (gene pde4a). The transcript has 15 exons. The coding region runs from base 670 to 2937 and encodes 755 amino acids. The record is from RefSeq and is a predicted model, not a curated record. Gene Ontology annotation, molecular function: 3',5'-cyclic-nucleotide phosphodiesterase activity. Gene Ontology annotation, biological process: signal transduction. Lineage: Eukaryota; Metazoa; Chordata; Actinopteri; Holocentriformes; Holocentridae.
UUAGAAAAUUGAGAAGGAUCACGGCGGGUGCCUCGGGUGUUUUGUCAGCCGCGUGUCCCCGCGGGGUGUGAAGUGAGACGGUGGCCACGGCGUCCUGGAAACCUUAUAGCAGGGACUAAUGGGCCGGUCCCAGCUGCAGACCUGGGACUCCAACAGAGCUGAGGUGGUGAAAUAUCAGAAGAGCUCUUUUUACAGUGGCCCGCUCAGAUAGCAAGAGCCUGCGGGCACUGCGGAAGCACUGAGUAACAAACCUGUACAGUCAGGGAUGGAGGAGAGUCGCACAUAGAGCCGGGGAGCCAAAUGAGGAUGUAGGGAAGGCAAUCAAGAAGUCUCAGCAUCCUGGGGCCUGAGGAUUACUGUGCAGGAUGUGCAUGUUGAUGCAAGUCCACUCUUCCGGCAUGAUACGAGUGGGAGAGCAGGGCUGAAGCAAGGAUCGGGCCUUGUUAUUAGAUUUUGGUCUGGACUGGGGACGCUCCGUACCACAGCAGGUGGUGUGGCUCUGCCUGAUACGUGAGUAGGGGUACUAAAAAGUAGAUGACGGGGACUGAGUGGGAGGGAGACAGGCGUACAAGGAGGGACAACCAGGCUUAAGUGGAGGCUGAGGGAUUUUUUUUUUUUUUUUUUUUUGUUCUCCACUGAUCUGCUCCGGCACGGCCAGAGCUGGCAGAGAUGAGUCAGAGGAAGCUGACACGACAGCUAAGGUUGUGGGAGAGUCCCGAGGGUCCCACGUCCACGUCCACCGCACCCUCCCUCACCUCACCUGUGUCGCCCGAUCAGUGUCGGGGGCACGGGGGCUCCGCUCUGUUCCGCCGUAUGAAACUGAACCGCAGCAUUCAGGAGCGCAGACGCUCGUCACAUUGUAGUUACAGCUUUGAUUCAGAGAAUGGUCCUUCGCCAGGCCGCAGUCCCAUGGAUUCGCAGGCGAGUCCUGGGUUGGUGCUCCACCCAUCCUUCCCCCAGAACCAGCGCAGGGAGUCCUUCCUGUACCGCUCAGACUCAGACUACGACAUGUCCCCCAAAACUAUGUCACGCAACUCCUCCAUCAACAGUGAGGGGCACGCUGAAGACAUGAUCGUCACCCCUUUCGCUCAGGUGUUGGCCAGCCUACGAACUGUAAGAAGCAACUUCACCAUCCUCGCCAAUGUCACAACACCCACUAACAAGAGGUCACCAAUGACAAGCCAACCCACUGUUCCCCAGGCUACACUCUCUGAGGAGACAUACCAGCAGAUGGCUCGGGAGACUCUGGAGGAGCUGGACUGGUGUCUGGACCAGCUGGAGACCAUACAGACCCACCGCUCUGUCAGUGAGAUGGCCUCCAACAAGUUCAAGAGGAUGUUGAACCGGGAGCUGUCCCAUUUGUCUGAGAUGAGUCGCUCAGGGAACCAGGUGUCAGAAUACAUCUCCACAACCUUCCUAGAUAAACAGAAUGAGGUGGAGAUCCCAUCACCGACCUUGAGGGAGAGGGAGAAGCCCAUGUGUCACAUCAGUGGCGUGAAGAAGCUCACACACAGCUCCAGCCUUUCCAACUCCACCAUGCCUCGCUUCGGCGUGAAGACUGAGCAGGAGGAUGCAUUAGCCAGGGAGCUGGACGACUUGAACAAGUGGGGCCUUAAUAUCUUUCGUGUGGCGGAGUUCUCUAAUAACCGACCCCUCAGCUGCAUCAUGUUUGCCAUCUUCCAGGAAAGGGAUCUACUGAAGACCUUUCGGAUCCCCGUGGAUACCUUUGUCACCUAUGUGAUGACCCUGGAGGACCACUACCAUGCCAAUGUGGCCUACCACAACAGCCUCCAUGCCGCAGAUGUCACACAGUCUACUCACGUACUGCUGUCCACACCAGCUCUAGAUGCUGUAUUCACUGAUCUAGAGAUACUAGCUGCUCUGUUUGCUGCUGCCAUCCACGAUGUGGACCACCCAGGAGUGUCCAACCAGUUCCUUAUCAACACUAACUCAGAGCUAGCCCUGAUGUAUAAUGAUGAGUCUGUGUUGGAGAACCACCACCUGGCUGUGGGCUUCAAGCUGCUUCAUGAGGAGAACUGCGACAUCUUUCAGAACCUGAGCAAGAGACAGAGGCAGAGCCUGAGGAAGCUUGUUAUUGAUAUGGUUUUGGCAACAGAUAUGUCUAAACACAUGAGUUUGCUGGCAGACCUUAAGACUAUGGUGGAAACCAAGAAGGUGACAAGUUCUGGAGUGCUGCUGCUCGACCACUACACUGACCGGAUACAGGUGUUGAGGAACAUGGUGCACUGUGCUGACCUGAGCAACCCAACUAAGCCCCUUGCGGUCUAUCGCCAAUGGACGGAGAGGAUCAUGGAGGAGUUCUUCAGGCAGGGAGACAAGGAGAGAGAGCGAGGGAUGGAGAUCAGUCCCAUGUGCGAUAAACACACUGCAUCUGUUGAAAAAAGUCAGGUGGGCUUUAUUGACUACAUCGUCCACCCUUUGUGGGAGACAUGGGGGGACCUGGUGCACCCAGACGCCCAGGACAUCCUGGACACUCUGGAGGACAACAGGGACUGGUAUCAGAGUACCAUUCCACAAAGUCCCUCGCCACCUCCUGUGGGUCAGGAGAAGGACCUGAGCACCUGCAUUGAUAAGUUCCAGUUUGAGCUGACGCUGGAGGACAACACUCAGAGAGAACAGGGGCGGGGAGAGGAGGACGACAGGCCGACCCCAAACCAUGUGGCACAGGACUGCAGUCAGGCAGAGGAGGAAGAGAAAAAGGAGGAGGAGGAAGAAGGCAUGGCAGAGGAGGAAAAUGAGGACAUAAUAGAAGAGGAGGGAGAGAUGGCAAUGGAGGAGGAGGAGGUGGAGGAGGAGCAAGAAGAUGAGCUGAAGGCUCAUUUGGAAGCGAGAUCUGCAAAGGAGAGACUUCGUGACACAAGUCCUGUAGAGGAAGAGGAGGAGUUGGAUUCUUCCUCACCAGCUGAAGAUACAUGAGUUCUGCUCCUGUAUCUCCCUCCUCACUUGCACACAUUCUCUUGUUCAUCCUUUCGAUGGCCAAACCAAGAACAAAUAAGACUGCAGUGACAAUACAGACCUUUAAAUAUAUUUUUCAAAAAGGGAAUAAAGUAAAUUACACAGCAACUGUAGAUUUGGAGUGGCGACGAGUCCUUCUGGCUAAUUUCACAAGGAACUUUAGACUCAGAGGAACACAGGAGAGCAUUAACGAUGGGCAACGGAAGACAGCGUAGCACUCUGGAAAUGGAAUGCACACACACAAACACUCAUGAAGUGACACAGGAACACAUGCAGGCUCACUGCUGAUAAACAUGCACUCUUACCAACUUAAAUAAUCAUGCAGAGAACAAGUGAGUCAUGUAGAGUACACUCAUAUAAUGUGUGUACACUCUUGCAUCCACAUGCACUUGUGUAAUAUACAUGCAAUCCAUGUACACGCUGUCGUUUCUUGCACACACACACAUACACACACACAAGCACACACACACAUACAUACAUACACACACACACACUUGUUACCACACUUCACUGUGUGUUUGUAUGUGUGCAUACAAAUGAGGGACAUGGAUAAGAAAUGAAUCUCUUUGGAAAAAGCCAUCUCUUAAUGGAGUAUUAACAAGUGUCAGUCAGUAUUAGUAAUUCAUGUUUGUUAGAAUUUCAGUGGAAACUGUUCUCCUCAGAAAAGCUAUACUUCUAAGUGACUUUUUUUUUCCAUUUCUGUCGGAAAGAAAAAUAUGAAUAGCCCCAGAGUUGGAGGAGGAGAGAGGAAAACGCUGAAGGAGAGGAAGAUGCUGCGAUGAAGGGACCACUGAGUCCCGUAUCCCUUUUCCCUUUACGAGGAGUGCUACUGGUGCAAGAUGGCUCUGUGCCUUUCUGAAACACCAGCUUCCUGAACGGAGCUGUCGUGAAGCAAUGCAUUGUGGGACAGGAGUGUCUGAUUUUGUUAUCAUUUUUGAUUGUCUCUUGUUAAAGAUCUAUCUUUACUGUUCAUGGUAUCGUGGUGUGUAUCUCACACGUACAGUUUCUGUGGUGAUAUGUUUUAAGCUGUAAGUCUUCCUUUGUUGCUCUUCUGGUAAUAUAAUAACUCAGAACUUUAGAUACGGAGCAAUCACUACCACCACCACAACCACCAGUGGACUCUUUCCAGCUUAUGGUUUUUCUUAUUAGAAUGAUUUUUUAACUUUCUGAGAAUAAGCCAUGAGAUGCUUUGAAGCAUAUGUUUUGCCUAUUUUCUAUUUACCACAGUUGCUAAAUAUGUUGAAGGGUUAUAGAAUAAUUUCAUCAGCAGAACAAAUUUUCACACGCCAUCUCACACCCACUUGCAUUGUGUGUUUAUGUCUCCUCAUAACACAACAGUUCUCACCAAAGCAAAGGAUGAGAAACUUCAAUGGAUGAAGUGAUUUGAAGGAACGGAGACGUGAGAGGAAAAUGAAAAUCAGGGAGGCAGAAUGUCAGGGGAAGGAAGCGUGACUUGGCCCAAAGGAGGUCUGGCAGUCCCUAAUCAUCCUUGUUAUGUUUGAUGCUUUUUUGCCUUAAUGUCAGAUGCAGGAUACAUACCUGCCAGUAUGUAGAUUUAUAUGCUAUAUAAUAGAUAUCCUAGUAUAUUUAUAUCAUGUCUGUAUGCUUUCUGUGAGUAUUGGUGUGUCUAUACACAAUGUAUCCAGCAUUUGCAUUUGGAAGGGAAAGGGAAACAUUGCUGCCAAUUAGUCAUUAUGUUGCUGCAGUGCUCUGGCCAACAUAAAGAAUGUCUUGUUUUUAAUCAGGAAGGUACAGUGACUAUCUUUAUAGCUACCUUGAGGCACGCAGGUGAAAUAAACAACUGACAUACAGAUAAUACAGGCAGUGUGGAUGAAUAUUUUCUCUAAGGUUGCUUUUUCGUUUGAAACUGACUAGGUGUUGGCUUGUGCGCACGCGUGUUUUGUGUGUUUGUGUGUGUACGUGCAUGACUGUGCGGUCGUGAGUGAGUAAGAGAGUGAGUAAGUGAGGGCAGGGUGAUAAAGAUGUUGUCACGUAUGUGUCAUUGUUCACUCACUAGCAUCGCCAUCUCUCGCUGAAUGGUGUUCAGGAUUUGAUCAGCACAGCUUAAAUAGGUUACCUUUUGUUUAGGUAUUUUUUUCCACAGGGUAAAAAAAAAAAAAAAAAGAACGUGAGCGUGGUUCUUUUGAAGGUACGAGCUAGUUUCUGCAGGUCAGUAACUGAGCUUCUAUGAGGACACCUCUGCUUGGUGCAUCAGGCGCCUGUGUGUUUGACCUGCUCUGUCGCUGGAUGGAGCAGAGCUGCUGGGCCGCCACACAGGCUUUCUUCUGGUGGAAUGGGAAUCCAAGAUUACUAUUGCAGUUACCUAAAUACAAGAUUCCCAUAUGCAUCGGCCUUUUACUUUAAAGAUGUUGAUUUGUUUUUGUGGCUUCUUGUUAUGUCAUAAGCUAUAAAAACAUUAAUAUUUAAUUGCCAUACAAACACAAUACUGUAGCAAUUGUUUCUUAUUAAGAAAUUAUUCAAUUGAUUGAUUGCUGCCAUUCUUUUUAAAUGAUGAAAAGAAAACAAUGGGGUGUCUCUCAAGUGUUUUCUUUAAACAGUUUGUGUACAGUUUAUUUUUGUAUCAUUCUGGUGGACGGUCUGGAAAUUGAAUCACGUAUUGAUGAUAUAGCUAUAAGCAUUAUCACCCUUGUAUAUAAUGUAAAAUUGGAUUGUAAAUUAUAGAUUUAUUCAAGUCAUAAUGAUUGACAAAUAACCACUUAAGGUUGUUAAGUGAACCACAGAAGCACUGCAGGCUACAUCCUCACCUUUUCAUUAUCCUGUUGCGUUUUCACUCACUUGUGCGAACAUCCUGUCACAUUUUUAACUGUGCACAUUUAUCAUGAAAAUUAAAGAUAUUUGUAUGAGCACUUUAUUUCGGCAGGUAUUGAGGCAGACAAUGUGUUUCAGGUAGUGUACACUCUGUGCUGGAGGUUUGGUCACUGGCAGUCACCUAUUGAUUACAUUCCAUUGGGCCAAAUCCCAAACAUUCAUUGUGCAGUACUAAUCAUUCUCACCCCUAUUUCUAGAGAUAUAAUUGAACAAACUAGUCAUUCUCUAAUAAUAUUACAUGUGAGAGUGAAGUUUUUGACUGGUAAAGUCAAAUAUAAGUGGAUUAAGUCACAUAGAAUGUGACUCAAUGAGAAGAAACAACCAACACAUGUCCUUUGAUAAUGUGGCCAUUUCUAGAACGAUCUCCACCUCUAUUUCUUAGUAACUUUUAUCACUAUCCUGAUAGCUUAAACGUCAGUCCCAUGGUGGCCUAACUCGCUGGUUCCCACUGGGGUUGCCAUCAGGUCACUUUGUCACAGACUGACUCCCUCUGAGAAUAAUUCUCUGGGCUUUAAUUCAUGUGUUUGUUCACAAGUUAAAAAGAUUACACACGUGGGGAGAAAAGAAAAGAAAAAAAAAAAAACACCAUGAAAUGAUUGUAAUAUUUGUAAAUGAUCUUGCUGUAAUGUGUAAAAUGUGUC